Chara braunii is the source of this 761-nucleotide messenger RNA. The record is from the annotation of a GenBank genome assembly. Lineage: Eukaryota; Viridiplantae; Streptophyta; Charophyceae; Charales; Characeae.
GUGCUCUUCCGGAGGGCCGGUUGGAGGGUGAUAUUGAUGGUGAGGAGGCGCACGUGGCAACAGAGGAGAUUGUGCGGGACAUGUCUUUGUGCCUGCAAGCGGAGCCAGGAGUUGAAGGGGGAGCGAUUUCUCUGGCUGGUUGGUUGAAGGAUAAAAGUGAGGACAUGCUGGAGAUCAUCUGGGAGCUGGAGGAGUGGCCGGAUCCCCGGCUCGAAGUCUGCAUCGAUUGGAGGAGGGCAGAUGGCAUCAUGUUUGUCUGCAAAACCCUCUUCAAUGAGGGUCGCGAUCUGUGUGCUAUUCUGGAGGACCGGUUGGAGGGUGAUAUUGAUGGUGAGGAGGCGCACGUGGCAACAAAGGAGAUUGUGCAGGACAUGUCUUUGUGGCUGCAAGCGGAGCCAGAGGUCGAAGGGGGAGCGAUUUCUCUGGCUGGUUGGCUGAAGGAUAAAAGUGAGGACAUGCUAGAGAUCAUUUGGGAGCUGGAGGAGGGGCCGGAUCCCCGGCUCGACGUCUGCAUCGAUUGGAGGAGGGCAAAUGGCAUCAUGUCUGUCUGCAAAACCCUCUUUAAUGAGGGUCGUGAUCUGUGUGCUCUUCUGGAGGACCGGAUGGAGGGUGAUAUUGAUGGUGAGGAGGCGCACGUGGCAACAGAGGACCAUCAAGCCGAGCACCUUCCAUCUCAUAGGUGCACCUACGAACCCAUAGAGCCCAGAUCACCGCUCGUCUCGAGAUCUUAAAUAAAUUCAGAGUAAAGGUAUCCUCCAUCG